AACUUUUCUUUACAAAGCAUCAUGUUUGAUUAUAUAAUAUACAAGGAGCUUAAAAAAAUGCUCCAUAAUCAAAGAUAUAUUCAGUCUCUGAAAAAUUCCUGGUCAUCUUGAUAAAAUAGAUUUGCUUCAAUGGGCACAUUUAGUCCUGCCUAGAAAAUCCCAGGAGUUGUACGAGUGUGGUGUCAUUGGUGGUCAGAUAAAGGAAAGCUUAUUUGCCCUCAAAUAAGCUGCGUUUCUGAUAUAGAUGAUUAGAUAGGCUCCCAUUUCAGCAAUUUUUUUUUGCUCUCUUUAAGACGUUAUAUCACAUUUGCUGAGAUACCUGGGGCAAGUCCUGUGGUUUUUUGGUACCUGAGUUUCCUCAUUUGAGUAAUGAGAAGAUUGGGCUAGAAUAGUUGUCUGUUUCAGAUGAGGCUCAUGGAUUCUCCUUGUGGAAAUGGGGGGGGAGGUAUUGAGGUGGCAUGGGUCCAGGUCUCCCAUCCUGGCCUGGACAAGACCUGCUCCGUGGGUGGCCCUGGGAGGUGAGUUGGAAGAGAGGAGGAGUCACUUCAGUUCCACAUGCAUUCUUGAGGCCCUACUGUGUGCCAGGCAUAUUGCCAGGUGCUUGGGACACCAGGAUGACCAGACCCAGUGACUGACCUCAGGUACCUUAAAGUCUCCUGGAGGAGACAGACAAGGACGCAGAUAAUUCCAGCAGUUUCUCCCGCUAGGUCAGGGGCUGAUUGGAGAAUGAGGAAGGAGGCGGGCCCACGCACGGGUGAUGCUCAAACUCUCCACGUAUCAUGAUUCAGGGACUUCAGCAUGCUGGUGAAAGGGCUGUUAGGGAAACAGCCGGUCUUGAGCAUUCAAAAGAGCACAGAAUUUGCCCUUACAGCUGGGAGAACCUCAAGAGGUCACUCGAGGUGUGCUUUAGUACCCUGGCAGGCCCCCCUGCUUACAUAUCCAGUUUCCGCUCUCUUCUCUCCUCUCGUGGGUGAACAUCCAGCCCUGUGAACCAAGCAGUCUGACCUCCGAGCCUUUGCGGAUGCUGUUUCUUCUGCCUGGAACCCCUCGUGUCUCUGCUGGGCAUGUUCUAACCUGUCUGUUAGUUCUCAGCUUAGAUUUCACUUCCUUAGGGUAGCCUUUCUAUGCUGCCGCUCCCAUCCCCUGCCGAGUUAGAUGCUGUGGUCCUUCCUCCCACACACCUGCAUUCACCCUUGUCAUAACAACUUAAUGGUACUCAAUUGUAAUUGCCUGUCCUCUUCGAAUUGCUAUGAGAGCUCCUGGGUGCCUAGGAUGGUUUCAUUCAUGGAAUUCUCUCCACGGCCACGAUGCUUGACACAUAAUAAGUGCUCAGUAUAUACUUCUUGAGUGAGUGAGUGUCCUCGCUUUAUAGAGGAGGUUGCAGGGGCUCAGAGAGGUUAAGUGACUUGCCCAAAGUCAGGCAGCUCUGGGAGGCUGGGAAGGGAUUGGAUCCCAGGGUGAGAGUCUAAAGAGGAGGCAAAGUCUGGCUUCCCCAGGGCUGUAAUCCAAGUUCUCUCUGCCAGUAGCUUGGAAGGGAAGGAAAGGCACCCUUGUUUAGGGAUGCCCCCUUUCCUUCUCCCCAAAGCUUCCCACUCUGACUCUGAUGCAAUGAUCAGCUCACACUGGGGGUUCCUAAAAGCAAAGCAAAACAAACAAACAAAAAAGAGUUUUGUGAGAGGGGGUUACCAUGCUUAUUCGAAUUUCUAGGACUUUUGUCGAAAGUCCUACAAUUUUUUCCCCAAGUUAACAACUUGUCCCCAUUUUCUAUUUUGUAAAUCUCAUCAAAGAAUCAGAAAGAAAGGAAAACCACCCUUUAUGUAACUGGAAGACAUAGUAAGAGGAGUCAGGAGCACUGUAACCGUGUGGCUAGGUGUCAGUGCGUGUAUAUGCACGUGCUGUGUGUGCAUUCGCAUGGACACAUUCAGGUGUGGGGUGGUUGCAUACAUUUGAGGACACAGCUUGCACAUAUGCUUAAAAGGGUCUUAAAUUAAAUUCCUUUUUGCUUUGGUCACUGAGCAGUUCUGUAAAUAUCAUUUAAAAGAGAAUUUCAAACUGUGCUCAAGCAGCAGCAAUAACAAAGAAAAGAAAACCUGAGCCGGCAAAUAAAAUGGGAGCUGGCAAAAGCAGCUGAAGUGGUUGAAGUUUUCAGCAAAGAGUGUUCUCCCACGACCAUUAGGCAUGGCCCUCAAGCCUUUUGUGAAUAGGAUAUGUUGGUUAAGUGGCAUCCGGUUUCAGCAGCCUAUGAAAAGCACAGAGAAAACACUAAGACAGCAAAAGUUUUAAUCCACAUAAAGCCCAGGAAAAAGGCAUUCUGUUUCUCUUCCGCACAAUAAUCGCGUCUAGACACCGCAGACUUUGCUGAUCAUCUUCACCCUAAAUGCCAGUAAAUGCUGGUGGGGUGUUAUUUAACUAUGGCUUCAUUAAAACUCUCUUUGAUUCAUAAGCUUUUGUCACUGUAAGAGAUUUUGAGGGUGACAAGGAGAAUAAACUGAGGCCCGGAGCUUGAGUAAUUUGUGCACAUUUACCAAGUUGAUAGCUGGACAAGGACACAAACACCAGCACUGGCUGAAGGUUUGCUGGCAUGGGUAAUCUCAUUAAGGUGCUAACCAGGGACAUAGACCACAAUGCAGCACAUUUUUUCUUGGACUUUGAAAAUGCCCAGCCUACCGAAUCUGAGAAGGAAAUUUAUAAUCAGGUGAACGUAGUAUUAAAAGAUGCAGAAGGCAUCUUGGAGGAUCUGCAGUCAUAUAGAGGAGCUGGCCAUGAAAUACGAGAGGCAAUCCAGCAUCCAGCAGAUGAGAAGUUGCAAGAGAAGGCAUGGGGUGCAGUUGUUCCACUAGUAGGCAAAUUAAAGAAAUUUUAUGAAUUUUCUCAGAGGUUAGAAGCAGCAUUAAGAGGUCUUUUGGGAGCCUUAACAAGUACCCCAUAUUCCCCCACCCAGCAUCUAGAGCGAGAGCAGGCUCUUGCUAAACAGUUUGCAGAAAUUCUUCACUUCACACUCCGAUUUGAUGAACUCAAGAUGACGAAUCCUGCCAUACAGAAUGAUUUCAGCUAUUAUAGAAGAACAUUGAGUCGUAUGAGGAUUAAUAAUGUUCCAGCAGAAGGAGAAAAUGAAGUAAAUAAUGAAUUGGCAAAUCGAAUGUCUUUGUUUUAUGCUGAGGCAACUCCAAUGCUAAAAACGUUAAGUGAUGCCACAACAAAAUUUGUAUCAGAGAAUAAAAACUUACCAAUAGAAAAUACCACAGAUUGUUUAAGCACCAUGGCUAGUGUAUGCAGAGUCAUGCUUGAGGAAUACAGAAGCAGAUUUACAAAUGAAGAGACAGUGUCCUUCUGCUUGCGGGUCAUGGUGGGCGUCAUAAUACUCUAUGACCAUGUACAUCCAGUGGGAGCAUUUGCCAAAACUUCAAAAAUUGAUAUGAAAGGUUGUAUCAAAGUUCUUAAGGAACAACCUCCUAAUAGUGUAGAAGGUCUUCUAAAUGCUCUCAGGUACACAACAAAACAUUUGAAUGAUGAGACUACCUCCAAGCAAAUUAAAUCCAUGCUGCAAUAACAGUUCUGGAAUAAGCACCUGCUGUAGAAAGAAGACAGUAUUCUGCAAUGACUGAGAAUGCACAGUUUUUUAGUGAUUGCAAUUACUAUCUCAUUUAUUCUUGCUUUUUAUUUCUUUCCUCUAUUCCUCUCCCCUUUUUUAAUCAUGUUCUUCUUGUUCUUAAGACUUCUUUUCUGUGCCAAAUCAAAAAGUUAUACCCUGAAGGGAUAUUGUCCUUUCAAACAGGCCAUCUAAGGCAGCUAAUUAUGCAUUGCAUUGGGGUCUCUACUGAGAGAAAUUUUGUGACUUGAACUAAAUAUUUUUAAAUGUGGAUUUUUUUUGAAAACUAAUAUUUAAUAUUGCUUCUCCUGCAUGGCAAAACUGCCUUUUCUGCUAUUUAAAAACCCUCACUGACUUUAUUUUCUACUGCCGCUUUUUUCAUGUGCAGCCAAAAUGAAAAUGUUUAAAUUAACUGUGUUGUACAAAAUGGUACCCAACACAAACUUUUUUUAAAUUAGUAAGACUUUUGUUUAAAGUUUUAAGUUUGCAUUUUGACCUUUUUUGUAAGGAUGUAUGUUGUGUGUUUAACCUUUAUUAACUAACGUUAAAAACUGUGAUGUGUGCGUAGAAUAUUACGUAUGCAUGUUCAUGUUUAAAGAAUGGCUGUUGAUAAAAUAAAAAUCAGCUUUCAUUUUUCUAAGUGUG
Choloepus didactylus (southern two-toed sloth) is the source of this 4234-nucleotide messenger RNA. RefSeq names its product CYFIP related Rac1 interactor B (gene CYRIB). Lineage: Eukaryota; Metazoa; Chordata; Mammalia; Pilosa; Megalonychidae. The record is from RefSeq and is a predicted model, not a curated record. Gene Ontology annotation, molecular function: small GTPase binding. Gene Ontology annotation, biological process: positive regulation of T cell activation; regulation of actin filament polymerization.